AUGGCUUCGUCGCGCUCCAGCCGGAGCCACAGCUUCAGCAGCGACAAGACGCCCUCUCUGGCCAGCUCCGUCACCUUCCAGAUGCCCACGACGGUGCGGCCUGCGCCAGCCUACAUUGCUGCAUCUGUCGCCUCACAGACGGUUACCGACCACCACAAUGCUCAGCUGCGCGACCAGGAUGCCGACACAGAUGAGCUGCAAAAUGCCAUCUUUUCCGAACAGGCAUUGGCCCUGCUCAAUGCCUUCCUCGACCACCUGCUCUUCGCAUUCCUCUCGUCGGCGCGAUCGCCAUCCCUGACUGCCAUCCGCCCCGCCGUAUCCGACGUACUCAAGCCGCGACUGGCCCGCGAUGCCAUUGAAGCAGCCGACGAGGAGCUGCAGGGUCUGUUGGCAGGAGAGGACGACGAGGAGCUCUCCACAGCGCAUGCACGGGCUGCUGAGAGGUGGGACGUGGAGAAGGUGUGGAAGCGCACCCGCCUGCGCAUCAUGGUCUAUACGCGCCUGGGCGAGCUCGAGGAUGAAGACGAGGAGAGAUAUGUCCAGCAGGAGCGUGGCCUCAGCAUGGACGAAGACGAGGACGACGAGGCUGGGCUCGUUGCCUGGGCCUCUGCCAUCUUCCUCACCUCGGUCAUCGAGUACGUGGCCGAGCAAUUGCUGCUGGUCGCUGGCUCGGCGGCCUUUUCGCGCAUGGCAGCGAGGAUGAAGAAGCUGGCCCAGCAGAACGACGACCCCGAGCAACAGCUCAUUGAGCGUCUGAUCAUCGAAGAGCCCGACGUGGAGAAGAUUGCCCUCAACUCGGCGCUGGGCAGGCUCUGGAGGACGUGGAGGAAGCGCGUGCGAUCGCCCAUAACGCCCAUGUCCCCUCGAGGUGUCCACACUGCCCCAAGCUACUCGAGCCUACACCACCGCAAAGCCAGUCGCGAGACCAUCAACACCGUACACGACGAGCAUGAGCCCCUGCCCGAACACCCCCCUACCGAAACCGACAUCGCCGCCAACAUACCCCUCCCGAUGGGCGACAACGACGUCAACGAGAUCGAGGUGCCUGGUCUGGCGUCCACAUAUGAAGACGAGGCUGAGGGCUCAGGCAUGGAGACGCCCGUUCAGCGUCCCCAGCGGCCGUCCAGUGUCCUUUUGCUGUCUUCUCUGGUGGAGUCCUCCAUCAAAAGCAACAGGCCCCGUCCCAUAUCAAUGCCGCUGCGUCAGGCACCACAAUUCACUAUGCCCGCGCACUCUGCUGACGAAGAUACCCCCUUACCAGAAACAGAGGAAAAUGCGAAGCAAGACACUGAGGACCAACAGGACGAGUCGUCCGAGGACGAUGCCUCCAUGGUGGCAUUUGCAGCGGCCACUGGCAUGGGCUUUCGGAGGAGCGCGGUUGGACCGUCGCAGGAACCAGAGCAUCAGGCUGAGAAGGUUAAGGAGGUUAGGGAGGCUGAGGAGACGCAUGAGACCAUCGCUGAAAGCCCGCCCCAGGUCAUGCGAUCCAAGAGGAUGUCAAUUGAACGACCUGGCCCUCCAGGACUGGUCCGCACAUUCUCAACCCGCAGCUCAAGCCUCAAAUCACCUGUAGGAACACCCUUGGCAACACCGAAAGCCCCUAUCCAUUCCGAAGGGCGUUCCUAUCUCGACGACGAGCCAUCAGACGACGAGCCAGAGCAGCAUCGUGCCAUUGGCGUCGCGCGAACAUCGGACAGCGUUAUACGAUCAGCCUCAAACUCUCCAGCAGAUUCGCCCCAUGAGCGGAGGAGGCCGGGAAGUGGAGGCUACGUUGAAGUGCCACCCCGAGACUUUACGCCUACGUCGCUCACGUACAGCAACACUCCCUCGCCUGACAGCAAGCCCAACGCGGCAGACCGUUCCGUAGCACGCAAAGAAGUCAACAGAAGGUCUUUUACUGGCGCCGAGUUGGUCCCAGGCCCCGCCGCAUACGAAGGUCCCACCAGCGCACCCAGAAGACAGGAUCUAGCUCGCUCGGCAUCGCGUGGUUCGUCACUACCUGCGUUGCAGGAAGUCGAAAGCAACACUCCACAACACAAAAAGAAGACGCCGUCGAUUCACACAAGCCGUAGCGUGCGUACCUCGGAUAGUCCCAGGCGUAGUCCUACUUCUGCGACUGAUACAUCCGAGCGACGACCAAACCGCCUGUCUACCGACGAUUCGACACGCUCUCCGCACGUGGCAGCCGACAAAUCCUCUUCGGACAACUCUUCGUUAAAGCGCGGUACAUCGACCUCUUCUUCUCUUCGGAAGCAGGGCGCUUAUCCCGUCGUAUCAAGCGGACGAGAGUCCAUUGGCAGCCACCGCUCCCGUGGAUUGAGCGGUCGCAUGUCUGAAGAAGACCGCGCCCGCGAAUUCGACUCUUUGGUCAAAGGACAGGAAACGGUAAAGUUUACAUUAACCCCCGAGAGCGUGCGAACUGCUGAUAAGGAGUCACCCGUCGUCAAGAAGGCGGAACUACGAAGGCCCUCUGCAUCGUCCGUGACUGUGUAUCCCCGCGUCAAUGCCGAAGACAAGUCGUUUGGGACUGCGAACCUGCCCAACACCACAGCACCGAGGGCCAAGGGACCUACCGCUGCCAAUCACAAGCCUUCCCCCAGUCGGAAGGUUGUCACCAGGCCGCUUGCAAGAGAUCCAAAGAUCGAGUCUGAGUCCAUGCGUGACUUUGCUGACUUUAUUCGUUCCACUGGUCCUUCUCCCGGACAAGAGAAGCCCGUGCAGCCCUUUGUCAACAUCAGUGGGAACGGCCAGAAGUCGGGCAACCAGUCGACGUCGUCUCUCGGACGUAAGAUGUCCAUGUCGAAACAGUCUGGCAGCGCCAACGGAUCAGCUACGCGAGCUCGCCCGAACAUGGAGCCACGCAGUCCAGCAGGUCUAAGCACCGGCAAUGGCGAUUUGAUCGACUUCAUCCGUCAAGGACCGCCAGACGCAAACCACGGCCAGCCAAGGAUACCGCGAAACGUUGCGCCCUUCCGGACGACCGUCGAUUCGGACCAGUUCGAGACGAUGCUCGGCGGACACGGCAAUGUCGAGUCAGCAUACGGCUCCGCUUCUUCAACACUAGAAUCCAAGGACAGCACGCAGACCAUCAAUUCGCGCACUGGCCUGAUCCCCUCGCCCAGUGUCGUGCAGCCCGCCUACUCCAACCAACCUCAGCAACUCAGCGGCAGCAUGUCCGGGCCCGAUGAGCCGCACAUCACGCGAACGCGUCGCCGCAUCAAGGACCCCUACGCCAUCGAUCUGUCUGACGAAGACGAAGACGAUGAGGACGAGGACGAGGACCAACUCACUGCGCUCCCUACGCCUACAAAUCAACACCCACCCCAGGCGCAAAGACAACAGGCUCCUCCAUCGCGACAGCAAGCGCCCCGUCAAGAGAGCCUGAUGGAUUUCCUAAACGGGAUGGAUCCCCCGUCUACCAGUAAACCCCAACCCUUUAUGCUCAGCGAAGAAACAAUCGCCGCUGCCCGCGCACGCGCAGCCGCGUCCUCCAACCCCUCCCUGUCAUCCGCCACAUCCACUCCUCGCAACAACUACGGAAACGGAAACGGCAACGGCAACGGCAACGGCAACGGCAGCGCUCCCCCCUUUGGUUCCGUAUCCUCCUCCAACUCCUACUCCGGUUCGAACAACAAACCCAGAUUGCAAGCUCGCGCUCCUGCUGUCGCUGAUAAUGUACGCGCUGGCGCUGGCGGUGGUGGUGGGUCGAGGACUGCGACGAGUGAUCUUGCCGACUUCUUAAAGAAUUCUGGGCCGCCUGAGAUGCCGCCUAUGCAGCAGGGGAAGAAGGAGGAAGAGAAGAAGAGUAAGAGGUUUUGGCGGAGGGGCAAGACGUAUGGGGAUUUGCCUUGA
This is a messenger RNA of Alternaria rosae, 3852 nucleotides long. RefSeq lists its product as uncharacterized. Lineage: Eukaryota; Fungi; Ascomycota; Dothideomycetes; Pleosporales; Pleosporaceae. Bases 1 to 3852 code for a protein of 1283 amino acids. The record is from RefSeq and is a predicted model, not a curated record. The transcript has 2 exons.